AUGUCCGGGUCUGGUGCUGCAAACCAGCCUACGCGACGCCCGUGCGAUCGCUGUCGUCAUCGCAAGUCGCGAUGUAUACGAGAACCGGAGAAAGCCAACUGUAUAUUCUGCAACUUGAAUGGACUUGAAUGUACUUUUCUCCAGGGUCCACAACCACGUAAAAGGGCUAUGAAACUGAGCAAUGCAGAAACCAAGACAAAAAGACGACGCAGCUCGCUCUCACCAUCUACUGCGGGCUCUGUCGAAGAUAUUGCGCUGUCUGAUCCAAUAAAUUCACGACUAGAAGGUACACUGGGUCUGGAGCUUCAUCUUCAUUCUGAGUUUAUUGGCCCGGCGAGCUAUCAUGAACCCGAACUUCUUGAUUUACGACCGUCAGCGAUCUCAUUCACUGACUCAGAGAGAUGCUACCCUCGACGCGUGAAUCAAUCAGCCGCCUUCAUUACCUACCCCGACAAGGACUCGGCAUCUGAGAUGCAACGCAUUGCGGAUUUGGAUCGCAUCGAGGAGUCAAUACGUCCACUGGGGCCAACCUUAGUAAAUCUGUACUUUCGUAUCAUGCACCGCACAUUUCCGAUUCUGGACAAGGGCGUUUUUCUAGAGAAAUAUGCUCGGUCUUAUCGCGAAUUCUCACCACCGCUCCUCGCUGCCGUUUAUCUUGUCGCACUAGACUGGAAACUCUUUGAUCGAGUUCUUGCUACGGCCACUCAGACACCCGAUGCCGAAGCUCUGGAACGUCUGGCCAUGCGUGCAAUGGAUGACGACCUGAAGCGGCCCAAAAUUUCUACACUACAGGCUGGCCUGUUGUUAUUGCAAAGAAUCAGAUCUUCCCACAGCACCUUUCCAGCUCAACUCUUGUCGCUCGGGCAGACUUUGGGGAUUCAUAUUGACUGCACAGAUUGGAAAAUUCCAGAAUGGGAGAAAGGCCUAAGGCGACGUUUAGCCUGGGCGCUAUACAUGCAGGAUAAGUGGGGUGUCCUUGUGCACGGGCGGCCAUCUCUCAUAUCUGCUCAGGUUGACGAAAACGAAGCAGCAAGUGAUUGGGAUGUUGCCCGUUGUACACUUAACGAUUUCCCAGAGGACGCAAGCAGUGAAGAGGCAAACGGCGACGCAGAUGUAGACGGAGGUGCAGGUCGGGCUGCAUUCUUGCAAAUGAUUGAGUUAACCAAGAUCUUUAGCCGGAUCAUCUCCACAUUUUGCUCAAUUGGUGCAACAAAGAAAGGUGGGCUACUUGAGCGGAUUGGACCAUCGGGUGCGAUGAAUUUGGCGAAACCACUAGCGAUGGAGUUGCGCGAAUGGUAUGUGGCCGUGCCUACUAGUCUCCAGCUGGAAUCCACGCCCUCGUUACGACUAUCGACAAACGGAGCCUUGCAUCUCUCACAUAUGGCAGCAGAGCUGACCAUGCACCGCGCAUUACUCCGUGCUCUGACGCCCGAUACCACCUCUUCUCUUCGUUCGGCAAUUCGAGCCGCUGCCCGGUCCCGACUGACAUCGGCGAUGAACCUGAUUGAAUCGUUUCAACCCGAACACAUUCAAUCAUUUUGGGGCUUUGCGGCAGCAGCCCAAGUGGCUUUGGUUGGUGCCUUUGCUGGUCUUCUGUGGGCAACGAGUCCAGAAGUAGACGAAGCGGCGGGGUACGUUAAACAACUUGAAACGCUUCGGUGGGUCUUGCAGGUCAGAGCAUCUGCCGCCCCAUUUGCUCGCGAGGCACUCCGCAUGCUUCAUGAGGAAGUUGGGGAUUUGGCUGCUUUGAAGGCAGCAACAUAUCGAGACUCUUAG
Penicillium nucicola is the source of this 1776-nucleotide messenger RNA. RefSeq lists its product as uncharacterized. Gene Ontology annotation, molecular function: DNA binding; zinc ion binding; DNA-binding transcription factor activity, RNA polymerase II-specific. Gene Ontology annotation, cellular component: nucleus. Gene Ontology annotation, biological process: DNA-templated transcription. The coding region runs from base 1 to 1776 and encodes 591 amino acids. The transcript is spliced from 2 exons. Lineage: Eukaryota; Fungi; Ascomycota; Eurotiomycetes; Eurotiales; Aspergillaceae. The record is from RefSeq and is a predicted model, not a curated record.